AUGAGUAAAUUCCUCCAGUAUCAUACCUUUCCUCCCAUAUCUCUUGCCACACUCUGCCAACCUCUCAGUCGCAGCGGCCUAGGAAUCCUCGAUCCUCAAGUCCAGCAAGCCGCCCUACAACUGCAUUGGCUUUGUUGUCGGAUCCUUUCCCCCCAGCGACCAUCUGGUUUGGUUCCUCCCUGGUUUUCCUUUUUACUUCGCCUUCACUCUCACUCUGAACAUCCACUUCUUCCUCUUCUUUUCCCACCCCUCCACUCACCCCAUCAACGGGAUUAUAACUCUCCAUUACAUACUAUUUUUGCUGCAAUUGACAUUCUUCCACACGACUUCACAGCCGUUACUGUCAACCUACCUACCUGUCUCUCUCUUCCUCUCUCAGCCGUGUCUUUAGUGGAUUGCCGCCACGCAGUUCUUGCACCACGCCCCCUCCAUCGCAUCCCCCAUUGA
Phycomyces blakesleeanus NRRL 1555(-) is the source of this 447-nucleotide messenger RNA. RefSeq lists its product as hypothetical. Lineage: Eukaryota; Fungi; Mucoromycota; Mucoromycetes; Mucorales; Phycomycetaceae. The transcript is spliced from 2 exons. The record is from RefSeq and is a predicted model, not a curated record. Bases 1 to 447 code for a protein of 148 amino acids.